Molecule: messenger RNA, 1677 nt
Organism: Amphiprion ocellaris (clown anemonefish)
Lineage: Eukaryota; Metazoa; Chordata; Actinopteri; Pomacentridae
Product: trichohyalin-like
Exons: 2
Coding region: 28-1677 (549 amino acids)
Source: RefSeq, a predicted model, not a curated record
UACUGACUGUCGGCACACAGAACCAAGAUGGGAGCGAACGAAGGCAAACAGCAAGUGAAAGCCGGAGUGAAGAAGCAGAUCGAAGAGUGGGAGGCUUCGGUUGCUCAGAGCCUCCGACGAAACAAACUGGAGCUGAUGAGGGUUCGGCGCUCAGCAGAAAGAGCUCAGCUCAAACAAAAAAUCGAGACCCAGAAUGGCAUCCUGAAUUUCCUCAAUGGAAGGACGACGGACGUGGAGGACGGCUCCAUGGAUAUGAGGGACGAGGAGAUCUCUCUGAGACUGAAGCUCACAGCGUCCCGGAACCAACUGAAGGAGGCCAACGGCCGUCUCGAAGUUGAGCAGAAAAUACAUCGAGACCUGAAGCUCCAACUGAACGAAUACCGGACCAAGCUGCCGGUGGAACGAGACAAGAAUCAGAAGCUGACAGCUCAACUGCAGCAGGAACAAGCGAAGAACCAGGAGCUGACAGCUCAACUGCAGCAGGAACAAGAGAAGAACCAGGAGCUGACAGCUCAACUGCAGCAGGAACAAGCCAAAAACCAGGAGCUGACAGCUCAACUGCCUCAGGAACAAGAGAAGAACCAGGAGCUGACAGCUCAACUGCCGCAGGAACAAGAGAAGAACCAGGAGCUGACAGCUCAACUGCCGCAGGAACAAGAGAAGAACCAGGAGCUGACAGCCAAACUGCCUCAGGAACAAGAGAAGAAUCAGAAGCUGACAGCUCAACUGCCUCAGGAACAAGCCAAAAACCAGGAGCUGACAGCUCAACUGCCGCAGGAACAAGCCAAAAACCAGGAGCUGACAGCCAAACUGCCUCAGGAACAAGCCAAAAACCAGGAGCUGACAGCUCAACUGCCGCAGGAACAAGAGAAGAACCAGGAGCUGACAGCUCAACUGCAGCAGGAACAAGAGAAGAACCAGGAGCUGACAGCUCAACUGCAGCAGGAACAAGCCAAAAACCAGGAGCUGACAGCUCAACUGCCGCAGGAACAAGAGAAGAACCAGGAGCUGACGGCUAAACUGCAGCAGGAACAAGAGAAGAACCAGGAGCUGACGGCUAAACUGCAGCAGGAACAAGAGAAGAACCAGGAGCUGACAGCUCAACUGCAGCAGGAACAAGAGAAGAACCAGGAGCUGACAGCUCAACUGCAGCAGGAACAAGCCAAAAACCAGGAGCUGACAGCUCAACUGCCGCAGGAACAAGAGAAGAACCAGGAGCUGACAGCUCAACUGCAGCAGGAACAAGAGAAGAACCAGGAGCUGACAGCUCAACUGCAGCAGGAACAAGCCAAAAACCAGGAGCUGACAGCUCAACUGCAGCAGGAACAAGAGAAGAACCAGGAGCUGACGGCUAAACUGCAGCAGGCUUCCAGGAAGGCUUCUCUGGAUGAACUCAGCGAAAAGCUGCUGGAGGCACAGGAUCAACAGGGGGAGACAGAAAACAGAAGCUGUGAGAUCCUGAAUGCAGCUGAAGAACCUACAGAAAGUCUGCAGAGUCUCGAACUCCAAGCAGCUUCUGUAGAACGUCUAGAAGGUUCUGAAGGUCCAGACAUUGUGGAGUCUUCAGAUGAUUCAGAUGAAGCUGAUGAUUCUGAAAACAGAGAAGAAGAAGAAGAAGAGCUUCCAGAGCUGAAAAAGAGGAACAGGGAAAAGAAAAAGAAGAAGUCCAACUGCUGA